Molecule: messenger RNA, 843 nt
Organism: Penicillium riverlandense
Lineage: Eukaryota; Fungi; Ascomycota; Eurotiomycetes; Eurotiales; Aspergillaceae
Exons: 1
Coding region: 1-843 (280 amino acids)
Source: RefSeq, a predicted model, not a curated record
AUGCCUAUAAUUGAGUCAUUUGAAGCCGACCUGAACUCUCUGGAAACUACAAAGUGGGAGUCGUGGGACUUGACUACCAAAAUGUCUUUUUUGGGCACCAAAUUGCACCUCUACGCGUACAACUUGACGGCCAAGAAUCAUACUUUUUCAUCUCCGCCAUUGCCUGAUCGACGAUCCCAUUUUUACUUCUCGGAAGCCUACAAAACAUCCAUCCGUCUGAUCCAGACCUGGUGUGCUGCCCUGUCACCAGCAAAAUCAACGCCAGUUCCAGCAAAUUUGGCCCCAGAACCGUCAUUUUCUAAGCUCUCCCGGUGCUGGACCAUCUUCGAAAAGCUCUCAUUGACCUACGCAGUCUUUUCUCUCUUGAAAUUUACCAAGCUGUCUCCAAACACUCAUUCUCAUGAUCUCAACACGGAUAAUGCGAUUAGGCAGGCAUUGACCUUUCUUAAGUCGUGUUCCGUUUUUAAAGACGAUCAUUUUUCACGCGUCUGUGACAUUGUUGAAUACAUCUGCCAUCUCGAUGGCAGCAGCAGCAACCAUAAUGGUUCUCUUUCGAGCUUGUUAUCGUCGAAAACCCCAGACGUCCGAUCUCACAUGAGUUCCAAUGUUCUGUUAAAUGUUGUUCUUCUUGCAAAGGAAAGAUUUGAGAGGGGUAGCGAAUAUGCUUACGGCAAUUCUACCUCACCCUCGCAAAAGGGAAGUGGAGAUAGAGGGAACGGCCCACAGCUCAGUCCAAGUCUCUUAGCCUAUCCGUUUCCUCUUGAUCUUCUUCCGGAUAACUCGCCCUGGAGUGCCGAUGACUUCGAUUUUAUUGACCUACUCGGGGGGGAUACCAUUGUAUGA